GUGAUCGACCAUGUUAAUAAAUGAUAAAACCUACUAGUAGGUGUAGCAGGCCCCUUCUGACCCACAUGUAUGAGGCUGAUAACCACUGAUAACGGCCCAUUUAAUGACCUGAUAACAGUCUAAUCGGAUGGUGUUUGUAGUGAUGAAGCGAUGACCAAACUCCACCUGUCGGAAGAUGAAGAUUGUGAGAUGUGGUUGAAAGCUCAGGAAAAAAGCUAGUUAGUGAGCCUUGAUUUGAGAUUAUUUUUAUCAAACUGCUAUUUCCGAAAUCAAGAUGCUCAAUAACAAAAUAUAGUUUCGGUUCUGCAGAUAUUUCUUACACUGUAAGUCAAUGCUGCGUUCAUGUCACGUCAGAGUUAUCGUAAAUAACAGUUUCUGACUUUUAAAUACUGUUGUCAACGUUCAAGUCCACAUAACGACGGUCUGAAAAGGUCUAAAAUAGCCAAAUUAGUGCCUUAUAGUUCCUAGAGAGGCAAAUAAUAGAGCAAAAAAAUCAAAAUCUAUCAACACUGCUGCUGUAUUGCACAAUAACACACGGCUUAUCACAUACUGAUUACUGUUAAUCACGUACUGCUGCACUUACUGAUGUAAUAUGUAAAUAUGUACUAACACUCCUAUAUGUUUAUGGUUCUGUUUAUAAAAUAAAUGGGGUUUAUAUCAGAGUUAAAUGCACAAACUCUGGGGUUUAUAUUGUUUUAUGAGCAGAAAAAAAGUGCUGCCUAUAUUUUUCAUUUAAGAUACAUAUAUAUGGUGAUGGUUUUUAUUUUAUUGGGAAAUAUUUUUGUCAUUAUUUUUAAAAAGAAAUUUGUUUUUUUUUAAGAUUCAGUUAAAUAAUAUGUUUUGGAAAUGCGUCAUCAAGCUGUCAAAUAUUUCAGUAUUUGUAUGUUUCUACCAAUAAAUACUGUUUUACUGGUCAGACUCUCUCUUUCUGUCUCUCCAUCCCUCCCUCCCUCUCUCUCUCUCUCUCUCCCUCCUUCAUAUACAAGCUGUUGAAUCCCUCUUUAGUCUCAUUUUGGUGAAUUCAGGAGACGCCUGAAGGUGAAAUCAGAAUACGUCUUUAUUCCAGUGGAUAACAGAUCAUCUCUCUCUCUCUUUCUCUCUGUCUGCUGGGAGAAGUGUUUUCCUUUUGUUUUGUCGUCAGCAGCUCGACCUCUGGACGGGUCUUCAGCACCAUGGACAGCGCCUUGGACAGCCUGGACGCUGCAGGUUUCUUACAGAUCUGGCAACACUUCGACGUAGAUGAUAACGGUUACAUCGAAGGACAGGAGCUGGACGCCUUCUUCCAACACAUGCUGGAAAAAUUUGGGAUGAAGAGGGAGGAGAUAACGGAGGACAAAAUCAGACGACUGAGAGAAAGAUUCAUGUCUGCGUACGACACCGCCGCUGACGGACGUCUGCAGAUACAAGAGCUGGCCACCAUAAUGCUGCCAGAGGAUGAGAACUUCCUGCUUCUGUUUCGCAGAGAGACGCCACUGGACAACAGCGUGGAGUUCAUGAGGAUCUGGAGAAGCUACGACGCCGACAGCAGCGGCUACAUCUCAGCGAUUGAGCUCAAGGGCUUCCUCCAGGACCUCUUCCUCCAACACAGGAAGUCCAUCAGCCCUGAAAAACUGGAGGAGUACACCGACACCAUGAUGAAGAUGUUUGACAAAAAUCGUGACGGCAGACUGGACCUGAAUGACCUGGCCAGGAUUUUGGCCCUGAAAGAGAACUUCCUUCUGAAGUUUAAGAUGGACGAUUGCACUCAGGAGGACAGGAAGAGAGACUUUGAGAAGAUAUUUGUUCACUAUGACGUUAGUAAGACGGGUGCGUUGGAGGGCCCUGAGGUGGAUGGAUUUGUCAAGGACAUGAUGGAGCUGGUGAAGCCCAGCAUCAGCGGCACAGACCUGGACAAGUUCAGGAAAGCCCUGAUGGGUCACUGCGACAUCAACGGAGACGGGAAGAUCCAGAAGAACGAGCUGGCUCUCUGCCUCGGCCUCAAACUCAGCUAACGAACCCCUCACACUCUUUUCUUUCUUUCCUCCAUCAAACCUUCCUCUCUUCCAUCUUUCUACUCCUUACUUAAACUUCUCUUUUCUUUCUCUUUUUUCAAUUUGAAUGUGCAUCUUUUAUGUUUUCCCAUUCCUUUUCCCAUCCUAUGUUCUGGAAGUGUAUCUCCUCCUUCACUGGUUCUCAGUUUAGGUGUUUAAAGGCCACUCUAUCUACAUAUGCUCAUUAAUAUAAGCACAGUAUAUUUCCAUAAUUUAUAUAUUUUUCUGUAUUAAAACUCCUUGCAGAAGUGGAAUUAAUGUGUAUUAAAGGGAUAGUUGGGUGUUUCCCAGUGGGGCUGUAUGAGGUACUUCUCCAUAGUCAGUGUAUUACCAGACAGUACCAGUACGCACAGCACUGUAGCGUGGACGGGGACAGCAUCAACCCUCAUGAAAAAAGUAGUAUACUUCAAGUUUAUUUUAUGAAAUAAACUUAAAUAAAGUUCAAGUAUAUUUCCCAACUAUACUUUAUGUAAAUAAGUAUACUUGUAAAUGCACUACUUCAAUAC
Sebastes umbrosus (honeycomb rockfish) is the source of this 2536-nucleotide messenger RNA. RefSeq names its product secretagogin-like. The record is from RefSeq and is a predicted model, not a curated record. Gene Ontology annotation, cellular component: synapse; terminal bouton; nucleus. The coding region runs from base 1173 to 1991 and encodes 272 amino acids. Gene Ontology annotation, molecular function: calcium ion binding. Gene Ontology annotation, biological process: regulation of presynaptic cytosolic calcium ion concentration; regulation of long-term synaptic potentiation. The transcript has 11 exons. NCBI's taxonomy places the organism in Eukaryota, Metazoa, Chordata, Actinopteri, Perciformes, Sebastidae.